AUGAGAAGCACGCUUACCGAAUCCCCCGGUCAGGGGAAUCGAGUAUGGCGGGAAUCCGUCAGUGUGUGCCUGUGUGGUGCCAACUUCCCAGUCUCGGUCUUGUCCUGCCAUGAAGGUCUGCGCCCGUGUCGUUGCUCAUCCCGCCAAUGGCAGACCGGAACUCACCAGGAAACCCGGUUCCGGGUCCUACGCGCUCCCUUCACUCUCUCCACUUGCACCGUGAGCUCGGGUUUCGAGUCUCAGUCCACCGAGUCUCAGGCCAGUGCUCUCCAAUUCAGCAACCAGCUGCAGCGUCCGGCAGCGAGAGUCCAUGAGUCACGACCGCACCUUGGAAAGGGUUCUCUCCAGGCGGCGUCUCGACAACACUACUACUACUACUACUACUACUACUACUACUACUACUACUACUACUACUACUACUACUACUACACUGCUACUACUACAGUACUACUACUACAGUACUACUACUACAGUACUACUACUACAGUAAUACAGUUCGUAGUUCGUACGACUCGACUCGGCCGGUUCUGCCACGCCUCAUGGGCCUCCGAACCCAACGGGUUCUAG
Penicillium diatomitis is the source of this 567-nucleotide messenger RNA. RefSeq lists its product as uncharacterized. The record is from RefSeq and is a predicted model, not a curated record. The transcript is spliced from 3 exons. The coding region runs from base 1 to 567 and encodes 188 amino acids. NCBI's taxonomy places the organism in Eukaryota, Fungi, Ascomycota, Eurotiomycetes, Eurotiales, Aspergillaceae.